CUGCGUGUUCGACUAGAGUCAUUGAUAGGAGAGGCAGCAGUCUCAUCUCUCGUUCUCGAUGAAGCGUCAGUUCAUACCUCAGUAAAUAAUACAGAAGCUGAAAUGUUAGCAAAGGCCGAAAUUAAGGAUUCCUUUGCAGCAGAUAUCAUCUCGAAAGCAAAGGCCAAGGGACUUACACCCGAACAACUCCACGCAAAAGCCAUUCGGGACCAGACGACAAAACGCAG
This is a messenger RNA of Acaulospora colombiana, 227 nucleotides long. Lineage: Eukaryota; Fungi; Glomeromycota; Glomeromycetes; Diversisporales; Acaulosporaceae. The record is from the annotation of a GenBank genome assembly.